CGGUAGAGGGGCAGUAAGCUGAAGUGAAAUCUUUUUUAUCUGAGAAAAGGGAGUGUCGGAGCAGGACUGAAGGGUUUCUGAGGUGUGAAGAGGAACCAGGCAGAUUGUAGAAGUUUCCACCACUGUGAGACAGAUUUGUCGUCAGUUUGGUCACACUCAGGAGAGCGUGAUGGGGAUGAACGAGCAGGACGGGGCGCUGAGCUUUCUGAAAAGUUUUGCGGAGGAGUUUACAAACCCGCUGGGCCACGAUGACCCACUUCCUCUCGCUCCACUCAGCCGCACUGUGACCCUCGAGGAGGUGAGGGGUGAAAGCCUGGACCUGGGGCUUCGGCUGCUGUCUGCCAGAAACGCCCCUGGCUGGUUGAGUGCAUCCAUGAGCCAUGCUGCGGUCACUGAGCUCCUGAAAGAUGACCUUUCACCUUUCCACUGCCCUAAAGACCCUGAACAGCAGCAGGAGGGUGAAGCAGAAGUAGUUUUGCUGCAGUCUGAACCUGUUCAGCGUCUCUUUAUCAACAAGCUGAGAGAAGUGGGUGUGGCCUGGCAGAAACAGCUGCCCAAUCCGACGCCUCGGUCCUCACGGUCCCGCCUCUGCUCUGUCCACGCCAUUCGGAACACACGCAGGAAGAUGGAGGAUCGUCACGUGUUGCUGCCGGAGUUUAACCAGCUUUUUGGGUUACAGGAUGGUGUGGAGCGUGAGUAUUACGCUGUGUUUGAUGGUCACGGAGGAGUCGACGCUGCCACCUACUCUUCUACUCACCUGCACGUCAUCCUCAGCCAACAGGAGACGCUGAAGAGCGACACCACCACGGCCUUUAAAAACUCCUUCAUACAAACAGAUGGCAUGUUCAGGAUCAAGGCCAGGAGAGAGCGCAUGCGCAGUGGCAGUACGGGCGUGGCUGUAUUGCUUGCUGCUGAUUGGCUGACCGUGUCCUGGCUCGGCGAUUCACAGGCCAUGUUGGUGAAGAAGGGCGAGCCGGUCAUCCUCAUGGACCCCCAUAAGCCCGAGAGAGAGGAUGAGAAAAAGAGAAUAGAGGAUCUGGGUGGCUGCAUUGCCUUCAUGGGCUGCUGGCGUGUUAACGGGACGUACGCUGUUUCCCGGGCGAUCGGCGAUUUCGAUCAGAAGCCAUACGUGUCCAACGUGGCAGACUGCUCCUCAGUUCAGCUGAGUGGAGAUGAGGACUACGUCCUGCUGGCAUGCGACGGUUUCUUCGACGUUUUGCGGCCGGCUGACGUUCCUGCUUUGGUGCUGGAGGCCCUGCAUGAGGCUGGUGGCUCAGGGAAGGACGUCGCUGAGAGCCUGGUGGCUCAGGCCAAAGCCGCAGGCUCCAGUGACAACAUCACUGUCAUGCUGGUGUUUCUGCGCGAGCCACGGGACCUUCUACUCCCAGAGACGACGGCUGCAGGGCAAGUGUGAGAGAACACGCAGGAAAGAAAGACACGAGUGUUGGCGCAGACCACUAGAGGGCUGAUGAUCUCUUUGCCGUCUCACUGUAUCCGAUGUUGAGGCAUCAGAUUACUCGGUGUCAUACUUCUGUGAUUUAAGGUCAUCGAAGAGUGAAAUGAUGUCGGUGUAGUUCUUAAUAUCGGAGAAACGGUGUUUUGUUUUGGUUUUUUAUGUUAAAGUGAUGCCUUUUAUUUUACUUUUUUUUUUUUUACAGCCUUGUUUUCUAUUAUGCCAUUUUUACAUGUAUAAAUCUAAGAUUGACGCCAUUUUUGAAUCUCAAUCAAGAGGCAUCAUCCUUUUUAUUUUUUGGACAAAAUGCAGUUUUAAUUCCUGAAGUUAUCUUUACCAGUUGACUGUUCGUGAUUUCCCAGGUGCUUAUCGUUCCAAAAAAGGCUGUGAUACCGUUCUUAGGGUUUUUUUUUUUUUCCCGGGAUCACUGUUCUCUGUUUUAAAAAGAUCGCAGUAAUGUUAACAUCGUCGGAUGAAGUCUGAACGCAUCGGUUGCCAAGUUAUUUUCAUAACUUUAUAGCAAGGUGUUGGGUUCAUUUCUCCGUUAAGAUGUUAUAGUUCUGGUUGCAAGCCUGUUAUAUUUUAUUUGAUUUCAUUUUUACGUUUAUUUAUACCUGUUACAAAGCAGUAUAACAUUAUAGGGCACACCAGUCUGUAUUGGUCAAAGCACAAUGCUUCGAAGGAAAAUGCACAUUAAGUUUUGUAUUCUUAAGAACAUCAAUCAGUGUUUUGUUUGUUUGUUUGUUUGUUUGUUUGUUUGUUUUUAAUUUUUAAUAUGCAUUUAUUGAUGACAUUAACUGUUAGCAGCCUUUCAGUGCCAAAAAAAUAUUUUUGCAAGAGUGUAACUUAGCCAGAUGUUCUUUGUGUACGUAAUCUCCUUCAGUGUACAUGUAUAUAAUUAAUAUAUUUAACUUAAAGGAGCGGUUUGUAAUUUUUAGAGCUUUCAUCUGCCUGUGAGCUUAAUUGCAGCAAUAAUAUUCACAAACUCCACCUCCUCUGUUAAAGUGCCAUGUUUUGUGCAUUUCGUUUUAAAGGAAAGUGGAAGAACUAAUUUCAGGGCCAGAAAAAUGUAACAAAUUCCUCAAAUUUUGUGAAUAAAACAGCCAAAUCUUUUGUGUAACAAUAUUCCAAAUCCCAGUUUUUCAAAGUAUUUUUGAAACCGUUUGAUGAUUACAGGCCUAGAAGCACUUCUAAACAUUACAGACUACACCUUUAAGCCUUAUUUUUUUUUUCUCUACAUUGAAAACAGUGUUAAUAGUGAUGUAGUGCACGUCGGUUUUCCAGGCAUCGUUUAAUUAUAAUUCCAGGUUAAGACGCACUUUUAAGUCCAAGCCUGGAAAAACUGUUCCUCCAAAGACUAGUUUACUGUUUGUUUUUGUGCGUUUCGUGUUUGGAGAAUAUUAACUUGCAGCCAGGCUGGCUUGCUGUCAGGCCACAGGUCCUGCAUGCGCCGAGCCGUCUCGCGUUACCGCCCGUUCAGAUGUCGUAAAUAUUUGAAAGCCUUGUGACAUGGAGCGAAUAUGACUGGACCGUUGCUUUAAUGCGAGCGGGCUAAAAAUAGAGCUAAGCAUAUAGAGAGAAGAGGAAGGCGAAAGUGGCGAUUUGGUGUGUAGAAAAAUGCUGAGGACAGUGACGUGCAGUGAUUCACAUUUUUACAUUUGUGUUUUUAAUCUGUUUUGUGUACGACUGUGAAUAACUGGCUUACCUUAUCUUUGACCUGCCUCAGAAAUGUUUCUUUAGAGUUGUUAUUCUACGUAACAUUGCAAUUUGCUACAAAGAUUGGACAAGAUUUUGGAGUGAUGCAUGUGUGGAAAUUAUAAAUUUUUUUUGGACUCCUUUUUAAAUCUAACAAUACGUGUGCAUUUUGUUUGUGAGUAACUGACAAAGUAUGUUGUAUCCAUAUCAAUAAUGACACGAUGGUUGCCAUGGUUACUGGUAUACAUGCGUGUACAUGGAGUAGCAAGGCUAACCUCGUUUUGUCUUUCUAAGCUAGGAAAUCAUGAAUAGAGGUUUUCGUUUUUAGUGUCGUUUCCUGGUGGUAAAUAACCGAAAGCGAAAUAUUUAGGAUUUUUGUAGAAUCAAGAGCAACAGCACUGCUAACGGUCGUAAGAAAAAUACACCGAGUGGUAUAAAGAAAUGAAUCUGGGGCCGAUUUCUUUCUAGCCCAUACUGUAGAUGUAUGCAGCCUAUAUUUUGUUUGAGUUUUAGAUUUGAGUCUGAACAAUUUUAGUUUUGCAGAAUUGCGGGGUGAAUUUGCUCACCUGCCAGUUCCCACUCACCAGCCAGCUCUCCCCUAUCAUACCAGCUAUCAUGUAACAGGAAGGAUGAAGACUAGCCCAUGAGUCUGAAACACAGGAAACCAGCUAACAGCAUCGUUUCACACUGCUGCUGCUGAUCCAUCACAACACAGAUAACACACUCCGAAGAAAGCGCAUUCUGCCCUCUUCCGCAUACAUGAGCUCAUGGAUGCCCUUGAUUGGUUAGUGUUGCUGUGAUUGACGGUGGAGAAAGAGUAUACCAUCCCUCCCUUCCUGAAAUCAUGGCCAAUGUUGCACACACGGCUCCCAGCUAUGGAUGAUUGUCGCGUCGCCGGGAUUUGAACGUGCAGUCUCCUGAUGACUGUUCGAUUGCUCUUCUUGCACCAUUAUAAUCUUCAGAGCUUUUGAUUUCUAGAAGUUUCCUGAGAACAUUUUUUUGUUUGUUUGUUUGUUUGUUGUCUAACUGUAAUCAUUGAUGUAAAUCGUUAUCACGGCCAGUAUUUUCAGAACGUUCUCGGAAACGUUUGUGAUUUUGUUAACGUUCCAGCCAAAUCAUCUUCGAACCUGUUCAAUACGUGAAACUGAAAGUUCCGGAUAACGUUUGGUUGCUUUCCUGCUGCGUGUCACGACGUUGAAAGUCUUUUAGAUUGAUCAGGACUGUAUGUAUUUGACUGUGACCUGCUUUGAUUUGGCUAUCAGUUAUCUCUCUGAUGUUAGUCAGUACAGUCAUUGUGUGCCCCUUGCAUAAUGUGGAAACUUAAUCUGUCUGAUCUCACAUUUCCCAUCAGCAGAGCAAUAUUUUGUGACUUCACUGGCGAUGUCAUCAGACAGGUUUAGAUUAAACUAAUAUCCUGCCUUACUGAUAUGCCGUGCAUCAUCAAAACACACUUUUUUGCAGUUGGUUACAAUUUGUAUCAUCACACACUGUUUUUGACGUGUAUAAUAUUGAACGUCAUGGGUUCGGAGUUUUUAUUUCCAUUGAACAAGCAGUCGUGACUUGCGUUCUGAUGCUGAACCAAAUUUUAACGUUUGAAGAUCUUUGUUAUUGACUGAAUGCAACGUUGCGAAGGAAAUCAGCUUGUACAUGUUGAUGUUUGUACAGUAUUAUUAGAGGAUGUGAGUCGAGAACGCUUAACCCAUGUGCAACACGUAUCUCACACUUUUGUGCCUUAUUUUCUUGUAAUAUGUUGUGUAUGACUACUGCCAGUACACACAACUUUUUUUUUUUUUUCCUUUUCAUAUGUACUGAACUGAUCAAGUUAUUAAUUCCACUUGAACUUUUCUAUGUGCCUCUUUGACAGUUUAUAAACUUUUCUACUUUGUAUCUAUGAAUAACUUUUGAUUCCAUGCUGUUUUUGUAUAUGUCAUUAGAUUGUAAUACCUAAUUUAAUGAUUUACGUUGGUCAUUUAGAAUUGAUUCAGGUUUCUGGAUGGGAAAAGUCAGUGGAUAUAUUUUGGAAACCUUUUCCUGGAAAGUAUUACAUCUACAUUUCAUUUGCAUUCAGUAACAUGAGAGCUGAAAUCUAAUCAGUCAGGAUAUUAAAUAAACAAUAACCACA
Molecule: messenger RNA, 5270 nt
Organism: Neoarius graeffei (lesser salmon catfish)
Lineage: Eukaryota; Metazoa; Chordata; Actinopteri; Siluriformes; Ariidae
Gene: ppm1f
Product: protein phosphatase, Mg2+/Mn2+ dependent, 1F
Exons: 8
Coding region: 170-1414 (414 amino acids)
Biological process (GO): negative regulation of protein kinase activity; protein dephosphorylation
Cellular component (GO): cytosol
Molecular function (GO): protein serine/threonine phosphatase activity; cation binding
Source: RefSeq, a predicted model, not a curated record